GCCAAGACGUCAGAAGUUCAAGAUGGUGACGUCAUUUUAACAUCAUUAUUUUUCGUGAUUUCUCUACACAAAGGGUUGGAUAAAACUGAUUUCUAUUGGGUGUCCGAUAUUACUACCUAGCCUCUACGUGAUGAGUCACCGACGCUACAUAGUGGUAGACCCAAUCACAAUGGGUCCCAGAGAAGUGGAUAGUCUAGAUGGUACUGAAGGAUGCCCCGUGCCACUGUUGGGCAGGUGUCUGACGGAGUGCUAUUACACUCUCCGGCCAAGUAAGAGACCUCCGGACUAUCACAUUGAUCCUACAGUAUUUGUCGAACCCGUUUGGUACGACACUUGCCCGACGGACGUACAAGCAGACGAAGAGGCGGUUACCGACACAUCGGUGGAAUCACGGCCAUUACGACUCGUGUCUACGGCCUUCUCCAACAUCUCGACGCCACCUGUUUCAGUUCAGAGAAUCCAAACGAGUGAUGUCGAGAUGGACGAUAUCGAAUGGUUCACCACGAAGAAACCUGAUCAGGAAGAAUUUAUGAGGGUCACCAAACAGCGAACAGGCAAGAUAGAUCGUCCGGUUUCAGAACAUUUAGAACGAAUGAGGCAGAAGGAGCGGUCACGUGAUUCGGCAUACACACGGAGAAAAGAAUCUGUAGCGGAAACCAAUGAGUCUGCCGCACGUCAAGUUCUUAGUAAUAGAAUUGUGAGGCGAGCAACGAGACUCCCCGACACGUGGGAGACUACUGAAAACAAACAACAGUUAAUAACAAAGGCGGUGUCUCAGCAUCAAUAUGAAUGGUUCAGAUCGACUUUAGGGUGGAUUACUUCAUAAGGAAACGAAUACAGGACUUGUAUGACCAACACUGUAUUAAAACAUUUCAAAGAUUC
Molecule: messenger RNA, 882 nt
Organism: Mizuhopecten yessoensis (Yesso scallop)
Lineage: Eukaryota; Metazoa; Mollusca; Bivalvia; Pectinida; Pectinidae
Exons: 3
Coding region: 131-826 (231 amino acids)
Source: RefSeq, a predicted model, not a curated record